AUGAACAGGUUCCACGACAGGCAGCACGUGUGGGUGCGGAGCAGCGUGCACGGCACGUACCUCAACGCCGACAGCGACGGGAGGAGCGUCUCCCUCCGCCGGCGCCGCGCGUCGCUCAAGGCGGCGUGGGCGGUGCACAUCUACCAGCACGGCGAGGGCGACGUGCCGUACCUUCUCCUCUACAGCGCCGCCUACGGCCGCUACCUCGCCGCCACGGCCACGCGGGCGCCGCUCGGCCACGUCGGCUUCCGCGCCGAGCAGCGCGACUACGACGAGCCGGUGCUGCCGGCCAUCAUGUGGCGGGCCACCCACACGGGCUUCGGGGGCGGCGUCUUCCUCCGCAACGUCGGCGGCCGCUACCUCCGCGCCAACGGCAAGUACCUCCGCUGGAACAACGGCGUCACCGUCGACGACAUGGACAAAGUCAGCACCAUGAUGUACUGGACCGUCGAUCCCAUCCCCCUCAGAGGAUCGGACAUGCCUCAGCCUGGCUUCGCUGCCCCGAUUCCGCGAGGGGUGUGGAGGCUGAUCCGGUUCGUGCGAGCGACCGCCGAGGGGGCCUACGCCCAUAACGGCAACGGCUGGUCCGAGUUCCAUUUCAGGGGAAGGUACGUGUACCACCUGAGGAACGAGCUGGUCAAGCGCAUCAACGCCGAGGUGCACUUGUUCGAGCUCGCCAUGUGCAUCCGAGCGGGCCGCUACGGGCGUUUGACCCCGCUCAUCACCAACCUGCCCCACGGCGGCAGCGGCGAGACCCUCCAGAUUGUCGUCUACCUGUCCGAGACCCCUGCCUAUGAUGAGCUAGAGCACCCGGAUGUCUACUCGGAGUAG
Messenger RNA from Hordeum vulgare subsp. vulgare (domesticated barley), 831 nucleotides. RefSeq lists its product as uncharacterized. The record is from RefSeq and is a predicted model, not a curated record. The transcript has 3 exons. The coding region runs from base 1 to 831 and encodes 276 amino acids. Lineage: Eukaryota; Viridiplantae; Streptophyta; Magnoliopsida; Poales; Poaceae.